This is a messenger RNA of Paramuricea clavata, 1022 nucleotides long. NCBI's taxonomy places the organism in Eukaryota, Metazoa, Cnidaria, Anthozoa, Malacalcyonacea, Plexauridae. The record is from the annotation of a GenBank genome assembly.
AUGUCAGUUAAUAUAGAGUACACAGUUUGGAAAUCAUUACAGAUGUCUAAUCACUGUAUUAAGGACUUUGAACAAACUGAUAAUCAUCAAAAGGUCAGUAUAGAGCAUGAUUUCAAACUUGGCUGUCAGUGUAGAAUUUUAGCUGCUGAUUUGGAGGGAGUUAAGCUCGAUAUAGCAAUCAUGUGCAGGGACAUAGAAACUAAGUUCCUUGCAGCUUUCAAUUCGCGGGAUGGUGAUAGUGAACAAAUAAGUGAACUUAAACACGAGCUUCUUAAGGAAAAGGAGAAAUGUAGUCAGUUGGAGGCUGAUAUAUCUAUUUUGGUUCGAGGAAGGAAUAGGGAGAUAAACGAAUUAAAAAAUACCAUUACCUGUCUCGAAAACAAACUUAAAUCAAGCGAUGUCAUAAAUGAAUCUCUAAGACAAUCGCUAAUGCAAAUUAAUUCAGAAAAAUUCAAUGGUGUAUUGAGUGCCGAACAAAGCCUGUCAAACCAACCUGAACAAAUUAAUACUUCUAACUGCAUCAUAGACACUGUAAAAUCGAUAGAAACUGCAAAUUCAAACCUAGGAAUUUGUUUACCAGGUGAACCAUUUAUUCCCGAAACUGUCAGCGUUGAAAGCCCCCUUGAUAAUUCAUGUUUAAUUGUCCAACCAGCAAGUUGUAAUAGAACCGACAAUAAACUCGACAACAAAUGUGAAAUUAACAAAGUGAAGUUAACGGAGCAUAAUAUGAAUAACGACAAAAUCAGUAAAACUAAGGUCUCGCGAAGUUACUCUCGACGCAAUCUUAAUUCUCCCCCUUACUGUGAGCCAUUGUCGCUGAAAUCGCUUGGAAACUUGCCUCUUAUCGAAAUAUCCAAGCCAUUUAUAACUCAGAAGAAGGAACCCUUUUUAGAAAACCCAUCAAAUAUAUUGAAUGAUAGUACAACUAGCACUGGGACAGUUACUCAGCAUGUGUGCAUUGGCCAAAUACCAGCUGAUAUCUCUGAAUUUAUUGUCUUAGACGGCGACGAAUGCAUGUCUGA